AUGUCUUACGAGUCGGAGGAGUUCUCGGAGGCGCCGUCUGACCAGUUAUUUUCGGGCACACCUUCUGUGAAAGACACCCUGGCAAGCAAUGCAACGAAUGGCAGUGCUCUGCAGCAGCAAUACGAAGACAUGGCCCAUCUUUACGCGGAAUCGCAGCUCAUGAUUAAGACUCUAGAGAAGCAGCUUGAGCAUUGCGAAGCUGACUUACAAGCUAAUCAGCAAUUGGUCGCCACUCUAGAGAAUGAACUGCACGACGCCGAAAGACAUUUGCGAAAAUCGCGGGUGCAAUCCAGCGACCUUGCAAAGGAGCGCGACGCUCUGAAUGCUCAGAUGCAAGCAUUGCAGACGCAAUUGCGGGAUGCACAGGAUGAUUCCACCCGCCUCCGCCGCUCUAUGCAGGAAGAGAAGCAAGCCUCGGAGCGGAAGCUGGAGGAGGAGCGCAAAGCGCGCGAACGUGCCCGUGCAUUACUUGAUCAGCGUAUGGAAGACAUGCAGAAACGCAAAUCCAAGUUCGUCUGCAUGUAA
Messenger RNA from Dacryopinax primogenitus, 525 nucleotides. RefSeq lists its product as uncharacterized. Bases 1 to 525 code for a protein of 174 amino acids. Lineage: Eukaryota; Fungi; Basidiomycota; Dacrymycetes; Dacrymycetales; Dacrymycetaceae. The transcript has 2 exons. The record is from RefSeq and is a predicted model, not a curated record.